CACUCCUCACGAAAGCAAACAGCCGACAACUUUGCGGCCAGGUUCCUCUUAGGAGCAAGUUCAUCUCUUCCGUCCUUCAAGCACUUGACCAAGUCCCUGGGCAGUUUUUGUCUGCAGGGUCCCCCGUCUUGGAGUCCUGCGGAAUUGACAUCGACAUCCCUUACAGAGAAGUCUAUUUAUACCGGGUCUCAUUUGGGAGCAGAUCAUUUCUGUCUCCCAAGUUGCUGAGCCUAAACCGAGAGGUUUUCCAGGGCAGGCUUCUCCGCGUCCCUAAGGGAGCAGACAGGACGGUGGUCGCAGCGAUCUAUCUCGCUGCCUUCUUUCGUGUGGAGCAAGAGAAAGAAAAAAAGGAGAGAGACAGGAGGAGGAAAGGGAGACCGUUUUUUGGCCGCCUUGAGAAUUGGAUGCUUUUUCCUUCGUCCUGGAGUGACAUGAUCCUCUGUGUUCAAGGACCCCAUCUGUUUCUGGAAGAGGAAAAUAUCAGGAGGUUGUCAUUCUCACACGGGGCAGACGAAUUGCAAGAGCAGGUCAUGCAACCAUUGUCCAUCACAGCUUUCCAGGAAGAGUCAGCCCCAAGCCAGGUGGCCCCUAGGUUGGAGAACGACCUGCCCAUGGUGCGGGAUCCAGAGGAAGAUUUGUUGUGCAUUGCCAAGACCUUCUCAUACCUAAGAGAAUCUGGCUGGUACUGGGGAUCCAUUACUGCCAGCGAAGCCAAGCAGCAUCUCCAGAAGAUGCCCGAGGGUACUUUCCUGGUGCGGGACAGCACCCAUCCCAGCUACCUGUUCACCCUUUCAGUGAAGACCAACCGGGGUCCCACCAAUGUACGCAUUGAAUAUGCCGACAGCAAAUUCAGGCUUGACUCCAAUUGCCUGUCCAAGCCCCGUAUCCUGGCCUUUCCAGAUGUGGUGAGCCUCAUCCAGCACUACGUUAUGUCUUGUACGAUGGAAAGCAAGAGUGAUGCCCCCUACCCACCCCCAUCCCCACUCCCGCCCUCCCAGAAGGACUCACCUUCAGCCGUGGCUGCCAUGGUGGCCGUGCAUCUCAAACUCAUCCAGCCCUAUGGCCGCAAGAACAGUGCCCCCAGUUUGCAGCACUUGUGCCGGCUGAGGAUCAAUAAGCUGACCAAGGAAGUUGAUCAGUUGCCCCUCCCCAAGCGAAUGGGGGACUAUCUGAAACAAUACCCUUUCCAGCUGUGAGAGGGGGUCUGCUGCCCAUCUCAAGGGGCCAGGAGACACCCACAGAGCCCAGCCCGCUCCACAUUUUUAAAGGACAAAGGAGCAGCAGAAAAAGACGAGACCCUGGGUUUCUGCCCCAUCGGGCGGGCUCUGGGCGGGACACUCCCAGUAGUAAGGGUUGUGUCUCUAUCCCCUCCUCUCCCCUCCCCCAAUUAUAGUCACCCUAAUGAGAAGGAAGGCCAUUGGACCUGCUCACAAACCAUGGAAUGGAGGACAGACUUACAGACUGGUCCUGCCAGGAGCGGGCAUCCCGGGCACACUACUUGAAUGUCAGAAGUCCCAUGGCACCAACUCCUUCAGACUGAGACCUUAGCAUUGCCCCCAUUUCUAUUUAUUUCUGUGGCUGUUUCCUUAAUCUUCAGUGUCUCGGCAGUGCCGAAGAUUAUUUUUUAUCAUGUUGCUCACUUGUUCCUCUUUCUCCUGGCACCUGCCCAGGCUCAGAUCACCCUAUUGACCCGGAUAGCUAAUAGGGGUAUUACCUUCUUUCUGCUUUCCUCUGCUUUUAAGUAUUCACACACACACCAGCUACCUGAACUGAAGAGUCUUUCUCCUGGCCUGUCACCACCUGCCCCAAUCCUACCUCCUGAAGAAAAAAAAAAAAAGAAAUCAAACUCCAGGGGAUGCUAACUGAGAUCUUGAGGGAAGUCACUCAAAGAAGCACAAGAUAAUUCUAGGAGAUCAGGAAAGCUGCUCAUGGGAAGGGAGGGUUCUAGGAAUCGUCCCUUAUGUGUCUCAGUCUCUGCCCUCACUAAAGUCUAGGAAUGGGUCAGGGAAGAAAAUGGCAGAGGCUCAGAGGGCAGGCUGGAGAGGUCUCUCCUCCCCGUCCCUGGGUAGAGGUGGAUACACGGUUUUGCAAUAUUUAUUUAUUUAUUCUAUUUGUGAAAAAUAAUAUGGACGUGAUGCUGGGUGACAGCAGAUCUAUUGCCUCCUAUCACUGUGAUGCCAGCUCAUCCCCUUAGCAUGUUACAAAACAGCCAGCUGAUGCUUAGUGGUCUCAGUGAGACCCAUGUAUAUAUAUAUUUUUUCCAUUGUUUCAUUUGUGAUGGAGAAUCUUUCUCUUAAAUGAAGUGUCAUCUAAUCCAAACCAGUAUCACCCCUGCUCCAAGUUCCUGCAGAAGAAAAACAUCAUAUUUACUUGCAUAAUUGCCCCACUUUGGGGCAUACAUUGUGCAACCCUAAAAUAAGGGAGGGGCUAUUAUACGGGGAAUUAAGUUUAGCAGUGAAGGGAGCAAAGAGAAAAAUGAGAAGAAAUAAAGGAAGAGGAAAGGCAGGGAGAAGGAAGAGGAAGGUCAGCGGGCACUUUAGUCUCAAUUCUAUCGCACUCCCCAGGUGAUGCAUAUAAUAAGCACUUAAUGAAUUAUGAUAAUCACCCUCCCCCACGCUUCUGUUUCUCCCCCAGAGUGUGCUCAGUCUCAAUGAAGAUACUCCACAUACUCCCUUGCAAGCCCGUAUUUGGGCCAUUUUCACAUUCUGACCCUUCUCCUCUUCCUAUCCCAGUGCAUGCCAUCUUCACUGCUUACAAAAAUCAUCUUUUACUUCCUCCUCAAAAAUCGGGGGGAAAUAUGUGGUGGAGGCAAUUAUGUGAAUAAAUAUGGUAGCUGCUUC
Tachyglossus aculeatus (Australian echidna) is the source of this 2840-nucleotide messenger RNA. It is a transcript of the gene CISH, whose product is annotated as cytokine inducible SH2 containing protein. Bases 405 to 1196 code for a protein of 263 amino acids. The record is from RefSeq and is a predicted model, not a curated record. NCBI's taxonomy places the organism in Eukaryota, Metazoa, Chordata, Mammalia, Monotremata, Tachyglossidae. Gene Ontology annotation, molecular function: 1-phosphatidylinositol-3-kinase regulator activity. Gene Ontology annotation, biological process: intracellular signal transduction; phosphatidylinositol phosphate biosynthetic process. The transcript is spliced from 4 exons. Gene Ontology annotation, cellular component: phosphatidylinositol 3-kinase complex.